Messenger RNA from Clupea harengus (Atlantic herring), 1594 nucleotides. Its product is annotated as protein-glutamine gamma-glutamyltransferase 5-like. NCBI's taxonomy places the organism in Eukaryota, Metazoa, Chordata, Actinopteri, Clupeiformes, Clupeidae. The coding region runs from base 1025 to 1594 and encodes 189 amino acids. The record is from RefSeq and is a predicted model, not a curated record. The transcript is spliced from 4 exons.
ACACACACACACACACACACACACACACACACACACACACACACAAAGAAUAACAUGGAGCACUGCAGUGGCAAGAACUAGAGGGACAUUGCUGAAAUCUUUCGAGCAAACCUACCCACUCAAAUCCGAACUCGGGGCACAGAAAAUAAACGAUAUAAGAGCCCAAUAUGAUCGAUCCACCAGAAUCCUAACACAUCAUUCACUGCCCAACAACGUGCUAACGAAUGUUCCCUUGGAGUUGCUUGGAUUUUGGGUCAUGUUGUAUGUUAACUCACUCGUGAAUGUAAUAAUGAAUAAGAAUUGGACUGCUGAUGCUGGAACAUGGAACACCUGAAUAGACAGAAAUAGUUACACAGAAUUUCAACGUGGAAAGGCUGCCACAAGGCAGAGAGGCCUUCUCAGGAAGGCCAUGAGACAUAGAGAAUCUGUAGGCCUUCUUUGAAGGAACCAGGCUCCUCUGAAAUAGUCAAAGAAAGGGCAAGACAACUGUUGUCACAGGAAGACAGUCAGCAGUGUGAAAACUGUCCAGUCUGCAAAUUGUUCAAAACUUAUCAGCGAAAGAGUUCGAUGUGGUUAAUUCUGAGAAGUAACAAGGACAGUGGUGCAAGGAAAAAGAUAUGUGGUUAGAACUGUGUUAAAUGGGUUGGAGGAGGCUUUGUCCUCAGUUCAUCUGCCUGAUCGCUCUUGCUUUAUGCUGAGAUGCUUUUUGAGAUGCUCCAUGGAACAGCUCAGCAGCAGUUAACUCCUCUGAAAUAAACCGUUCAGUAUCUUCACACCUCUUUGCUUUGAGAAAUUUCUUGAGAAGCUUUUAGAAUUUUCCACGACAGUCAACCUAAUAUUUACUGACGGAGGCGUUGUCAAUAAGUGCGGUAGCUGAAACCUUACUUGAGGGAAAACAAAAAGAAGUUUUCUGAAAAAAAAAAAUAAAAUACCUAUACCUCUCCCUGCAGAUUCACACUUGCUGGGACGUCUAUCUAAACUACAUCACCAAGAGAAGAGAAUACUCAUACUUUCAACAGCAACUAUGGCGCUUGAGAUAAGCAAAGUCGAGCUCCACGUCAAGGAAAACAAUAAGGAGCACCGCACUGAUGACGUAAGCGUAAAACGUUUGAUGGUGCGGCGUGGCCAGAACUUCAAAAUCACUCUCCACACCAAUCGGCAGUUCCAGCCUGAUACCGACACGCUAAUUUUUACUGCGGAGACAGGACCCAAGCCAUCAGAGGAAAAGGGCACGCGUUGCGUGUUUGGUUACCCAAAGUUGACGGGUGCAAAGAAAGCAUGGACAGUACUGGUACAGGAGAGUGGCCGAUCUUCCAUGACCUUGGCCAUAAGCAGCCCAGCUGAUGCCAGUGUGGGCUCUUACAAUCUGUAUAUGAGGGAAGGGUCACACGCCACCCCUCAAUCCAUCACAAACAUGGUGCUCCUCUUUAACCCCUGGUGCACAGAGGACUGGGUGCACCUCCCAAAGGAAACUGAGAGGCAGGAGUAUGUGAUGGCUGAGGAGGGCAUCAUCUACAGAGGAUCUGCUGACCGCAUCGGCCCCCUUGCAUGGAACUUUGGACAGGUACGCUUACAGCACAUGUGUGUUUUAUGA